AAUAUUUAAAAUUUAGUUUCCGUUUUUUUUUUUCUCGAAAUUAAAUUACUUGCUUGUAUUUUGUCAUUUUUGUGUGUGCGUCAGUGGUGGUGGUGGUGGUGGUUCCCUAACCGCAACGCAUGGCCGGUGGAUGCAGCAUCAGAGCUAUCUGGAUUCUGAACAACCUCGACGCCGUCGUUUUCUCCAGGAGAUUCCCUGUUGUAGAAAAGCGUUGGCGAGCUGCUUUGAACUUCGAGAGCGAUGAGCUCUUCACUUCAAUUCCCAACGACUCUGAACUCGCCGAUGCUUUCAUGGACAGAAAGCAAAGGGAAGGAUCUGCUCGCGGAUUCGGCGUACGUAGAACUCAUCAAUCCUCUCCGGGAUCUGAUUCUUGGAUCGAUGAUCCUAUCACUCGUCAUAUCGUAUCCCUUUACAUUACCAAAGAGGAGCAAAAGAAUCUCUUGUGGCCUUUAAUCUUGCACAUAAGGGGCCUUUUCACUAUUCUUGUUCUGCCAUUCGUCGAACCUAAGCAUUUAAAGGCUUAUGCAAGUUUGUGUAAGAGACCUGAUUGUGGAAGUGCUCUUGGCCUUGACCAUGGUUUGUCUUCGCUUUUGAUCCAACUUCCCUCAAUAACAGGGGCAUUUAUGAUAGCUCACGCCAUCGGUGACAUAAUUACAGGCGACGUAGUAGAGCCUGAAGUGAUUGUAAGUUCAGCUCCCUCUGUUGGAGGGCUGUUUGAUUCACUAACUGGUAGUAUAGGCAUAUCUUCCAGGCCAAAACCGGUAGCUCCAUCAGUUGCUUCUUCUGCUCCAUUGGGUGCAGCUGUACCAGGAUUAGCUACAGCAGAUAGUCAAAAAUUUGGGUCUAGGCCUUUGGAUAAAGAUGCACUGAGAACAUUUAUUAGUAGUUCAAUGCCAUUUGGCACUCCUUUGGACCUUAAUUACUCAAAUAUUUUUAAUAUCAAGGCCAAUGGCUUUUCUGCAUCAGAUUUGCCUCCUGCUGACCAGAAGCAACCAGCUUGGAAGCCAUAUUUGUACAAGGGAAAGCAGAGAGUAUUGUUUACAAUUCAUGAGACUGUUCAUGCAGCUCUGUAUGAUAGAGAUGAGAUUCCGGAUAUUAUAUCAAUUUCUGGUCAAAUGAAUUGUCGUGCUGAUCUGGAAGGCUUGCCAGAUGUGUCAUUGCCAUUGUCAGGAGUGAACACAGCCAACCUUGAGGUUUCAUCCUAUCACCCUUGUGCUCAAGUUUCAGAUCAAGGUCUGGAUAAGCAGGGUGUGAUGUUUUCUCCACCAUUAGGUAAUUUUGUGUUAAUGCGCUAUCAGGCAACUUGUGCCCUCGGACCACCUGUUAGCGGAUUUUAUCAGCUGUCAAUGGUUUCGGAGGACAAAGGUGCAUUUCUAUUCAAGUUGCGUCUAAUGGAAGGUUAUAAGGCUCCUUUGACAAUGGAGUUUUGUACUGUGAUUAUGCCCUUUCCUAGGAGAAGGAUUGUAUCUUUGGAUGGAACUCCUUCUGUCGGAACAGUUUCAACUUCUGAUCACUCUGUAGAGUGGAAAAUAGUGCCAAGUGGACGUGGACUGUCUGGAAAAAGUAUUGAGGUGACUUUCCCAGGAACAGUCAAGUUUGCACCAUGGCAAAACCAAAGGGUGCCGUCCUCUAGGUCUAUUGGAGCCACUGCUGACGAAGAUAGUGAUAAUGAGGCAGAAAAUGCUAGCAACAUGGUCAAUGAAGAACAUUUGAUGGAGAAAAUGAACAAGGAUCUUCCUCCAGUUGAUCUAGAGGAGCCAUUCUGCUGGCAGGCAUACAAUUAUGCCAAAGUAUCCUUCAAGAUUGUUGGAGCAUCUCUAUCUAGAAUUGCUAUUGAUCCUAAAUCUGUGAGCAUCUAUCCAGCUGUUAAAGCACCUGUGGAGUUUGCAACUCAGGUAACUUCUGGGGACUAUAUUUUGUGGAAUACUCUUGGUAAGUGCCCACAUGUAGCCACAGUAAAGACGUAAGUAUGAUUGGCCAUGGGGGAAUAUUUGAAAUUGCUGGGAGAUAUCUGUUGGGAACUCUGAAGUUUUAUUAAUUUUUCGCUGAGUAGCUAGACACUAGACAGUGCAUGAUUGUGUCUUCCUAGCUAUUUUAUUAAGACAAUACCUUCUAUUAGUGCUUCUAAUUAUUUUAAAUAGGAAAGUCUUGUAUACUUUUUUUUUUUUUUUUAAAUUGUUUAGUUGUUUUUUGUCUUUUAUUUUAUUUUAAAAUGUAAGCAAUGCGUUACUGUUAGCAGAUUCCUUUCUAGACAUUUGGGAUUACAAUAAAAAAGAAGUUUCACUUUCAAUCUUUUUCCCGGAUACUUGGGGUAGGUGGAGAAAUAUAAAUUCACAAGGCUCAUUAUUAAAGUUUCAUAGUUUCAAUAGAAAUAAUCUACCAAGCUUUGCUGAUCCAAAUUUCAUAACUCGCCCAAGGGAAUCAGUUUGGUAGAAAGUAGCCUACGAAGAUGUUGCAUGCUACGCAUGAGGCAUGUAUAAACGUUGUAUUGUUCUUAUCUUGUAUAAUAAAGGCUGAGGGCCAAACAUAAUUGCAGAAAAGUUAAAUAAUUAUAUACAGUGAAUGAAACAAAAAUUAGGUUACACUUAUGCGAAGAAGCUGAAGCUCUUCGUACUUACCCUGUCAACAAAUACAUGAUUUAUAUCUGCAUAUUGUUUGUUAUGCUUCCUACAAUAAUGUAACCACCAAGCCAAAGGCAAGGCAUAAAAAAAAUACUACGACAAGGAAUGGGAAAAUUAAAACA
Molecule: messenger RNA, 2743 nt
Organism: Arachis ipaensis
Lineage: Eukaryota; Viridiplantae; Streptophyta; Magnoliopsida; Fabales; Fabaceae
Product: clathrin adaptor complexes medium subunit family protein
Biological process (GO): endosomal transport
Cellular component (GO): cytosol; lysosome; late endosome
Source: RefSeq, a predicted model, not a curated record